AUGCAAGUCUCAGCCACUCCAAUGGCCCUAACCAGCAAUCGAUUCCUCUGCAACACCCUCACCAGAAAACCAUACACCCACCUCCCUCUCCACCAAGCUAUUUCUUUUACAACAAACACAUCUCUCACUCCUCCAAGAACAACUUUCAUAGUCUCAGCUGCCAAGAAACUCUCUUCUAGAACAGGAAAAUUCGACAGCAAAAAUAAAAGAAGCUCAACUAAAACCAAAGAUGAAGAAGAAGAAAGAAGCGAUGAUAUUGGAACUGGGUUUGGUGGAAGUCUUGAAAAUAGUGGUAAUACAGGGAUUUCUGAUGCUAGUUCUGGGUUUGAUGAUGGAUUUGUCAUGCCGGAGCUUCCUGGUGAUAAAACGGACUUCUGGGAGGGGCCUCAGUGGGAUGCUUUUGGCUUCUUCGUUCAGUAUAUGUGGGCUUUUGGCAUCGUUUUCGCGCAAGGGGUGAAAUCUAAUGUAGAUGGUGGGCAUGCUCCGUUGGUGUGGGGUGUAGAUGGAGAUGGCAGGACUAGAGGUGGUGAGGUGGCAACCCUAUCCAUAGCUGAUGUCAACCAUCAGAGACCGAAAAUUCAGAUUGAAAGUACUGUCAAAACAGCCUAUGAUGAUUGGAUGGAGAAUGGCUUGUGGAAUCCAUGGAUGGGAAGUGAUAUUUGGUUUUAUUAUUAUCCAUAUGCCAAUACUGUUAUAGAUGUUGCUGUCAUCCAUCUUGACUAUAUUUUUGUUCGAUACAUAAUUGCUGGUGCUUUGACAACUCUAAUGUUUAUUCUUACAUUUUCCUCUUCACAGUUGAUUGCAUGUGGAAUUGCUGUGGCCACAUACAAUGAAGGGGCGGCAGAUUUUAAGCAAACUCCUGUAUACAAGGAAUCGAUCCAAUCACGAGAACUUUUAGAAGAACCAGAAUCAUCCAACUCAGAUGUUUUUGAGUCCAAUCCAACUGAGGAGGCACCUAGUUUGGAAUAGCUCUUCCAGUUGAUUCGAGGUCACCUUUUCCUCUAGCUCCUUUUAAAUGUUAGCAGUGAAAUAUUCCAACUACAGGCGUUCUUCUCAGUUUGUAAGGAAAUGUUAUUUGCUGUAAGUUAUUUUUUCGCGUUUGACUAUUAUAUGAAAUAUUGGCACAGAAAAUAUAUCUAAAAGAAUAGUAGAGUUUGUUUUUGGCACAUAAUCUUCAUUGAAACUGUUCACUUUUGCCUUAUAGAGAAGCGUGGCAUUAAUAAAUAUGGAAAAGAUAGAGGGACGUAUUGUUGGAAGUUUAAGUUGAUGGACAAACCUUUCAGUUCUGUUACAACUAUAAAUGUUAUAUGAGCACGUCAAAAUCCUGAUAAGAAAGAGAAUAAAUAUGAUCUUUGAAUAUGUUUGGGAAAGUCAUUCUGAUCUGUUGUUUUUGUAAUUAGUCUGAUCUUUAAAAUCAGAUAACCAUGCUGAUCUUUGGGGCCAUCCGCAGGGGUUUAUCGCUGUAAUUGUUUGGGUUUAUCGCUGUAAUUGUUUGGUACGUGUUGGGGGAUUGCAUGUGUCUGGGAGGAUUAGGUAGGUACUCUAAAAUGAUUGGAUACUCCUUGUUAGGAUGAGAACCUUUAGGAUUGUUGUGCAUGAAGUUUAAAUUGUUGAUACAUCUCUCAAACCUGUAAUUCAUUUGAAUAAUCAUCCCAAACCAGCAAAUGGUUGAUAGUAUGUAAGUAUAACAUCAAACAUCCAAAGCUGGCCUACAUGUUAAUUAAAAUCACUUCCCACACUAAUAAUACCAAUGGACAGCUAAACUAUGCUAAAACCAGACUUGAUGCAAAGUUGUACUUAUAGAAGAACACUCGUCGGUAGAAAUGCUGCUACUGCUGCUGCUGCCACCACUGCCACCCUCAAGUUACCUCCAACCUUCAGUUUUUUGCUAGCACUAUGGUGAAACCCAAAUCCCAUAAUGUUGGGUCUCGGUGCUACUGUGACCAUCGGAGAAGCUAGAAAUUUCAAGAAAAAACCAAGCAUUAAAAGAAAGUGAAUCGCAUACAUUUUAUCGUUAGUAAGCAAAUUCUGAUUUCGAAGCAAACACAAACAAACUAUUACAACCACCAAUUUAAUUUAUGAUAGCUCAGAAAGAAAUGAAUGUUCUUUAGCUUGCAUACCAGCGACAGUUGAAUUGGUUUUUGUGCCAAAGGAAACUUGAGAAGCAGGUGCAGUAGGCGGCAAAGUUACCCCUUCAAAUAAAUCGACACGAGAUAUGUUAAACAACAACAAAAAUAAGACCCCCAGAAUUUGAUUAUUUCUUUUGUCUACUACUUGAAAUUACAUAGACUGAAUGUGUCCAAUUUGUAUAGCAUUAGCAUGUCUACAUUAUUAAGAAAAUACACUUUCUCCUACUUUUGACUAAAUCUGGACAAUUAAAGUUUCUGACAGAAGAUAGUGGAAGUCAUUCCUAUUUAUGAUGUGA
This is a messenger RNA of Ilex paraguariensis (yerba mate), 2425 nucleotides long. The record is from the annotation of a GenBank genome assembly. NCBI's taxonomy places the organism in Eukaryota, Viridiplantae, Streptophyta, Magnoliopsida, Aquifoliales, Aquifoliaceae.